CACGUCAUUAAAGGCAACUCUGGGCGGCAGUUGAGAUGAAAAGAGAAGGAAGCAACUUCUGAGGUUUGACUUUACUUCUUUACUUCAGAGGAGCUGAGGGAUGCAGAAUGGGAAACUGGUUUUCAACUGGCCGGGCUCUGGUUCCAUCACAGUAUGCUGAAACUCAGAGGGAAGCCGGAAGCACGACACUCACCGCUCAGAAUGGAAGUAUUGUCAACAAACCUGAGUUUACUGGUAUUCAUGCGAAAAGGGAUACUAAUCUAACCGUCAAUGUCAACAACACAUAUGUCCACUCUCCUGACAGGACAGACAAGACGAAUGCUGUUUCUCCCAAAACCGAAGGAAACAUCCAAAGGUGCCAAGCUGAACUAAAAUCUUACCUUAAAAACAGAACAAAGAAUCUGUCUCAAGUAACAAAGGAAGAUGGAUCAUCAACUGCUUUAAACAAAAUCUAUACAGAGCUUUAUAUCACAGAGGGAGGCAGUGGGGAGGUUAACAGCGAACAUGAAGUGAUUGAUUUAGAAUGUAGAAGGCGUACAAGUGAGGAGAGGAAAAUCGAUCUCAAUGACAUUUUUAAACCUUUAUCAAACGAAGAGAACCCUCCACAGAGAGUUCUGACGAAGGGAAUCGCUGGCAUUGGAAAAACUGUUGCUGUGCAGAAAUUCACUCAGGACUGGGCAGCUGGAGAAGCCAACCAAACUACUCAGUUCAUAUUUCCAUUCACAUUCAGAGACUUGAAUUUAAUAAAAGAUAAGUGUUGGAGUCUUAUGACGUUAAUAAAUCACUAUUUUGACGAAGUAAAAGAUUUGGAAACGUCAGACUACAAAAAUUCAAGUGUUUUGUUCAUCUUCGACGGCCUGGACGAAAGCAAAUUCCCUCUGGACUUUAAGAAAAAUGAGACGUGCCGAAAUGUUACAACGACGACAACAGUAGAUGUCCUAUUAACCAACUUAAUCAAAGGGGAACUGCUGAACAAAGCUUCAGUCUGGAUCACAAGUAGACCGGCUGCAGCCACUAAGAUUCCCUCUGAGUUCAUCAACAGGGUGACCGAGGUACGAGGCUUUAAUGAUGAGCAGAAGGAGGAGUACUUUCAAAAGAAAGUUAGUGACAAGGUUAUGGCUCAGAAGAUCUUCGAUCAUCUUCGGUCAAAGCCGUUGAGAAGUCUCUACAUCAUGUGCCACAUCCCAGUGUUCUGUUGGAUUUCAGCUACAGCUCUCCAGAGUCUCCUAACAGAAACUCACAAAGGUGAGUUGCCCAAGACUGUGACUGAAAUGUACACACACUUCCUGAUCAUCCAGACAAAGGUGAAACACCAGAAGGCUUAUCAGGAAGGUGAAACAGACAAAGAUCUGAUCAUGAAAUUGGGAAAGCUGGCAUUUGAACAGUUACAGAAGGGCAACAUAAUCUUCUAUGAAAAUGACUUGAAAAGUUGUAAAAUUGGUCUGGAACAAGCUGCAGUUUAUUCGGGAGUUUGUACAGAGAUCAUAAGAAAAGAAUAUGGUCUUUACAAACAAGAGGUUUACUCUUUUAUACAUUUAAGUGUUCAGGAGUUUCUUGCGGCUCUUUAUGUAUUAGAGACCUUCAUAGAGUGUGGAGACAAUCUGCUUCCCAGCCAGACAAGAGUGAAAGUGGUGGCAGAGAAAGGAGAACUUCCUGUCAUCCUCCUCCACAAGAACGCGGUGGAUAUGGCUUUGGUCAGCAAAUAUGGACAAUGGGACUUGUUCCUGCGCUUCCUGAUCGGUCUGUCAAAGGAUAAAAAUCAGGAGCUUCUUCAGAAAGUAUUCGGAUUUAAAGGAAGACGUCCACAGAGCAACCAGGAGACAAUCACGUACGUUCACGAGAAGAUCAAGAAACUGUCUUACACCGACAAGAGUAUCAAUCUAUUCCACUGUUUAAAUGAGUUGGGUGACCAGUCUCUGGUAGAUCAAGUCCAAAAGUACCAGAGGUCAGGAGAUGUUAGUAAAAUCUCACCUGCACAUUGGUCAGCUCUGGCCUUUCUGCUGCUUGUCGCCAAUGACGAGCUGGAUGUCUUUGACCUGAAGAACUACUACAGAUCAGAUGAAGUUCUGGAGAGGCUGCUGCCAGUGCUCAGAGCAUCAAAGACAGCUUUGCUGAGUGACUGUAACCUUACUGACAGAUGUUGCAAGUAUAUUUCAUCAGUUGUCAGCUUGGAGUCUUGUGGUCUGGAGGAGUUAGACCUGAGCAGAAAUAACCUGCAGGACUCUGGAAUGAUGCUGCUCUCUGACGGUCUAAAAAGUCCCAACUGCAAACUCCAGAGACUCUGUUUGAAAGAAUGUAGCAUUACAAAAAAGGGAUGCCAAUCUUUGGCCCGUGGUCUGGCUUCAAACCCGUCCCACCUGAGAGAGCUGGAUCUCAGCAUGAAUAAAUUUCAUGAUGAAGGACUGGAGCGUCUUUCAGAAGUUCUCAACAAAUGCUCUUUGGAAACACUCAGGUUACGUGAGUGUGGCAUCAGAGGGAAUCCUCUGGCUUCAGCUCUCAGCUCGAACCCAUCUCACAUGAAAAACCUGGAUCUGAGCGUGAACAGUUUUGGAGGUCAGGCAGUCACUCAGCUCUCUGGCUUUCUGAAACAUCCUGACUGCCAGCUGGAGAGAUUAUGGCUUUAUAACACAAAACUACAAAAGGACUGUGCUGCAGCUCUGGUCUCGGCUCUGACUUCAAACCCUUCCCAGCUGAGGGAGUUGGAUCUGGGAGGAAACAACCUGGGUGACACCGGAGUGAUGGAGAUCACUGCUCUGCUGAAGGAUCCUAACUGCAAAGUGGAAAUACUGAGACUGGCUGGCUGUCGGUUUACAGACCGCGGCUGUGCUGCACUGGCUUCCAGUCUGAAGUCAAACCCCGCCCACCUGAGAGUUCUGGAUCUGUCAAGAAAUGACCUCCGAGACGAUGGUGUUGAAAACCUUUCUGAGUUCUUGGCAGAGCCACUUUGUCAACUGGAGACACUGAACCUGAAAUGCUGCACGUUAACGGCAGCCUGCUGCCGGUCUUUGACCCUCGCCCUCAGCUGCUCCUCUGCUCUCAAAGAGCUUGACCUGAGCUACAACAACCUGAUGGACCAGGGGGUGAAGCUGCUGUCUGAUUGGCUGAGGAAACCCCAGUGCAGGCUGGAGAUACUGAGGUUGUCGAACUGCACACAGAGCAGCUGUGAGUCUCUGGCCUCGGCUCUGAGGUUGAACCCUUCACACCUCCGAGAACUGGAGCUGAGCAAAAGUAGUCCAGGAGAAUCGGGUCUGCUGUCUGAUCUACUGAAGGACGAACAGCACUCACUGCGGACACUGACGGUGACGGGGUGACCCAGCAUCUGAACAGUGAACACCUGAGUGACACAGAGACUGGACGAGGUUGAUUUACAGUAAAUGUGUGAAUUGGUCCUGGUUUGUCCCUCCCUCAAGCCACAUUCCCACUUCCCCAGACCCCUUCAUUGCCAUUCUCCGUCCUUCCAUCAGAUGCCUCCAGACUCUCUCCCCAGUCGCCUGCCUCACACUUACACCUGCUCACCUGUUUCCACUUUUCCCGGGCCAGUACCGCUCAGUCCUUGUCGGCUUGUCAGUCUUGUUAUGUCGCUCGUAGCCUUUGCAUCCAGCCACCUGUUCCUGCUUGUUACCUGGAUCUGGUAUUUGACCUGUUGCCUGUUCCUGUCCGUUGCCUCUAGUCAUUUCCCUUCAUUCUACCUGCUCGUCUUGUGAGUGUUUGCCUGCAUUUGAGUCCUCGUCCGUCUGUUGCCUGAACUCACCUGUAGCCCUGACAGUUCCUUCUAAUACAAGCGUCUGUCAGUCACACCUAACCUGUUUGGUUCAACGAAACCCGGUACGUUUGCCCAGUUAAUGCGGUUCCUUUGGUUUUGUUUGUUUGUAACUGAUGUGCUGUUUGUAUCCUCUCUGUACGUUAGCAGUUCAUUACAUUCAUGAAAAAGUGUGUGACGCAGCGAUCACGCUGUAAUACUUCUGAAAUGCCUCUGUUUCUACCUGUCUGUCAUUAUUCAUAACAUGCGGUGGAUUUACAGUCUAAUACUGAUAAUCAGCUGUUUCUCUGCGAGCUGUUGUGGGCCGGACAGAAACAACGAGCUGAAAGUCUCUAUAAAGCUCCGUAAAGCCGAGCAGAGCUGCAGAUUCAGCUGAUAACUCGCUAUUAAGAGACACUAACACACUGUAAUUUCAUACAUUAUAAAAAUAUCCAUUAUAGCCACUUUAACUAACACAGACACACUGACACUACAGCUCCUUUAAAAAAAAGCAUCUAAGUCAAAGAAAUCUCCAGCUGUUUGACCUCGGUGAGAUCUUUUAGCCUUUAAAAUGGACACAUUUUGUAUUUAAGAAGUAAAAUAUUGCAUGAAUGGACAAUAUUAAACAAUAACACUGAAUUAGUUCAGAGAUCAGAUAGUCAGAGGCUGCGGAGUAUAAACGUCACAGAUUUAGGACCGAAGGGGAUAAAAGACAAGAAUGCUUCCACAGUGUAAAGUCAGAAGAAACCACCUUUGUCACACUUUAUUUAUUACAGUUGAGACUUUAUUUCUUCCAGCUCAAUAAAACCCUGAGUCGUCUCUUUCACAGAAAGACUGAGAACCUCGUUCUCUUUAAGGACACAAUAAUCCCACUUCCUCUCUCUCUCGAUACCCGAUCAACGUAAGAAGUCGAUAUCAGGGCCGAUACGGUGCCUCUCUUGUCUCCGUAGCAACAAUAAAAUGACAAACUCUUGUAAACAAACAAA
Molecule: messenger RNA, 4725 nt
Organism: Siniperca chuatsi (mandarin fish)
Lineage: Eukaryota; Metazoa; Chordata; Actinopteri; Centrarchiformes; Sinipercidae
Product: NACHT, LRR and PYD domains-containing protein 12-like
Exons: 11
Coding region: 108-3311 (1067 amino acids)
Molecular function (GO): protein binding
Source: RefSeq, a predicted model, not a curated record